This is a messenger RNA of Camelina sativa (false flax), 1374 nucleotides long. Lineage: Eukaryota; Viridiplantae; Streptophyta; Magnoliopsida; Brassicales; Brassicaceae. The record is from RefSeq and is a predicted model, not a curated record.
AUGGAUGACACAUCUAAAGAGGUAGUCUACAAGGUAGCAACUUCAAAGGAAGUUGAGAAUGACACAAGUUUUGAGGAACAACUUUUGGAAACAACAUCUUCACAAGAUUACCGAAAUAAGGAGUAUGAGCAAGCGAACCUUAAGGCACAUGUGGAGAUAAAACCAAGUUCAACACCAUCUGAUCUUGCUUCUAAGAUCAUCCCCAUUAAGGCUAAGUUGAUACCAAACAGUCUACAUGCCACUAGAGAAGAUGAAGUUGACACAAACAACAUCUUGUUUCAAGAAGAACCACCAGAUCAAUCAUUAAAUCAACCAACCUUGUUGAUUUUGAAUGAUACACUCAUCGAUGAACUAUGUCAAGAGCCACCGGAUCUCAAAGCUCAAGCGCAGAUCCAAAGAGGAGCUAAGCACGCUACACAAUCAACCAUGAUACCGGAUCAAAACCGAGGCGUGAUCCUAUCUUUCCUGCUCAGAGGAGAGCAACUUGAUGCACCACACAUCACAAAACCAAAACCAUACCGAGGGAGAGGGUAUGAUGCGGAUAUUAGAACUAAACCAAACCGGGAGCAUGGCGAACCAACCAGUCCACACACCAAACUGGUCCACGAAGAGCAUCUUGGAGAAUCUUUUCCCAAAUGGAGUUCUGAUCAAGCACAAAGAGAAGGGUUAAUUAUUCAUCAUCAAAUUAACCCUAAGGAGUACAAUGGUUCAAGAGGGAUCAAGCAUCAGCAAGUCAAAUCACCUCAUUGUUGGAAUAUGACUGUUGCACUCUUUUUCCCUUGUCUAGGGUUUUUCCCACUGGGUUUAUCUAGAAAGGUUUUUAAUGAGGCAACACCAAGUCAUCAAGGAAUCACUUACCAUCCAUCUGAUUCAAAGAUGGCACAAGAAGUCAUAGCUGAAGUACUUGUUGAACUACUUGCUGGACAUGCUGAACUACUUGCUGACAGACAUGCUGAACUACUUCCUGAUGGACUUGAACUACUCGCGGAUGAAGCAGACAUCGUUGCAAGUUAUGAAGAGUUUCGGCCUUUUGACACUUGGACCAGUCCUAGAGGGAGCCCACACACCUAUUUGAUUCACCACAAGUCUCCAGCCCAUGGAGAACAACCCAAGAGAAGACCCAAGUCCAAGCCACCCUUUGAAUCAUGUCCAUUGAUCUACUUGGAGCCAGAUAAGGAAACUUUCAUUUACAUUCACUUGGACGUGUCCCAAAGCUACAUAUGGAAACCAAGAGAACCUCUAAAGCCACCAGAGAAUAUUUGGAGGAUAUUCACAAGCAAUAAUAGCCAUUGGAUCAGGCGGAUUCAAUCUUAUUAUUACUUGCUCUUUUUGACCCGAUUGUCAUCAAUGCACAACGACUACUUCCUAAUCUAA